AUGCCAGCCGCUUUCACGCCGCCCGGAACACGAACCCUCAGUGUGCUACAAUCCGCGGGCAUACCGUACUGGACCAGUCCCCCACCAUUCCUACCGCCAUUUGCAGACCCAACCAACACCAACACCAAUAACAAUAACAACAACAACGUCCCGGCUCCCUUCCAAACAGACCCGAGUGACCGUUCCGACGGCACAAACCUGCCUCCCGGCAUCAUCGCCGCCAUUGUCGUCCCCAUUUUCGCCUUCUUUCUGCUCGUGACCGGCCUCUUCGCCUUCCUCCACUACCGCAGACAGAAAGCGAAGAGGGAUGAGAUCGCCAGGAAGGAAGAGGGCGCCUCCGCCUCGGCCGACCACGUCACGGUCUCGGGAGCACUCGAUCCGCCGCCGCCAUACGACGAAGUCCACCAUGCGAGCCCUCGUGCAGAAGGGGAGCGGCGAUGGGAACAUCACAGCGAUGUCAGUGGCAGCGAGGAGGAGGAGGAUUCGGAAGCGAUGGGGUCUCAUGCGACAAUCACAGAUGGGUUGGACCCGGGGAGGCACCGUGACCGCAGCGAGGCGAGUUUUCCGAUCAUUCCGGGCUGCGGCAUCAUAUAA
Thermothielavioides terrestris NRRL 8126 is the source of this 594-nucleotide messenger RNA. RefSeq lists its product as uncharacterized. The record is from RefSeq and is a predicted model, not a curated record. NCBI's taxonomy places the organism in Eukaryota, Fungi, Ascomycota, Sordariomycetes, Sordariales, Chaetomiaceae. Bases 1 to 594 code for a protein of 197 amino acids. The transcript has a single exon.